AUGAGUGGGCUAAUGCAAGAUGCUGUAGUGCUAGAGAAGAAGGGGUUGAUCAAAAUUGAGCAUCGCCAAGUCCCAAACAUUAAGGAUCCCCAUUAUGUGAAGAUUCAGAUUAAAGCUACUGGGAUAUGUGGGUCCGAUGUGCACUAUUAUACCCACGGCUCCAUUGGAGACUUCGUCGUUAAGUCACCUAUGGUUCUAGGACACGAGUCUAGCGGUGUAGUCGUCGAAAUCGGCGAUGCUGUCACAUCUCUGAAGAUUGGUGACCGAGUCGCUGUUGAACCCGGAGUGCCAAGCAGAUAUUCUAAGGAGACGCUGUCUGGUCGCUACAAUUUGUGUCCUCACAUGGCGUUCGCCGCCACUCCACCAUACGAUGGCACUUUGGUCAAGUACUUUUUGGCUCCUGAGGAUUUCGUUUACAAGCUGGCCGAUCAUGUCUCUUUUGAGGAGGGCGCAAUGGCUGAGCCUCUGGCUGUAGCUGUCCAUGCCAACCGCCUUGGCAACACCAGCUUUGGCAAGACUGCGCUAAUCCUGGGUGCUGGACCUGUCGGCCUGCUAACCGGGGCAACCGCCAGGGCUUUUGGAGCCACCGAUGUGGUCUUUGUAGACAUCUUCGAGUCCAAACUCGAGAGAGCCAAGCAAUUCGGCGCUACUCACACGAUCCUAUGGAACGCGAGCUCAGACGAGGCCACUCUAGUUCACGAGACCGUGAAAGUCCUAGCCGGAGGUCGUCCCGACAUCGUCUUCGAGUGCUCUGGUGCUGAGAAAUGCAUCAGAGCCGCAGUCAAGGCCUGUGCAAGAGGCGGCAUUGUCGUUCAGGUCGGUAUGGGCAAAGAUGACGUCUCGUUCCCGAUAACCGAGCUUUCAGUAAAGGAAGCAACCCUGAAGGGUUCCUUCAGAUACGCUGCGGGAGACUACGAUGCUGCCGUCAAGCUGCUGUCCACCGGCCAGGUCAAUGCCAAGCCACUCAUCACUAAAGUCUUUCCUUUCACUGAAGCGGUCCAGGCCUAUCAGUACAACGUCGAGCACGCCAAGGACGUCGCUAAGACGAUAAUUACUGGGCCUGAGUAG
This is a messenger RNA of Torulaspora globosa, 1068 nucleotides long. It is a transcript of the gene XYL2, whose product is annotated as D-xylulose reductase XYL2. Bases 1 to 1068 code for a protein of 355 amino acids. Gene Ontology annotation, biological process: D-sorbitol catabolic process. Gene Ontology annotation, molecular function: zinc ion binding; L-iditol 2-dehydrogenase (NAD+) activity. The record is from RefSeq and is a predicted model, not a curated record. NCBI's taxonomy places the organism in Eukaryota, Fungi, Ascomycota, Saccharomycetes, Saccharomycetales, Saccharomycetaceae. The transcript has a single exon.